This is a messenger RNA of Cuscuta epithymum, 3214 nucleotides long. NCBI's taxonomy places the organism in Eukaryota, Viridiplantae, Streptophyta, Magnoliopsida, Solanales, Convolvulaceae. The record is from the annotation of a GenBank genome assembly.
UUUAAAUCAAAUUUUAGACCAAUUAUAUCAAAAUUCAUAAUUAAGAAAUUACAUGCUCGUCACCUGUAUUGGCAUUCUGAAACGAAUAUUGAACAGAAAAUGAACACAUGAUCGAGAGCGUACAGACAGAUCUUUAAAAAACUCUCCGCUUUCUUUCAGACCGGAACCAAUUUUGGAGAUUUCUCCCCAUAACCCGACCUGCUUUCAUCCAUUGCUAGGGUUCAGCCCCUUCUCAAGACAGGCAUCUUCUCUCUAAAAUGUGAAUCUCACAUUGAGAUGCUGUGGCUUUUACCGGAUUGCGCACAACUCUAAUCCAAUUAUCUAACGAAGGCUUGGUUAUAUGCUUUACCAUUAAAUUGUAUUGGACAUAGUUUCCUAGUUUUGUUGAAUUGUCAAUUGCGAAUUUUAAGAAGCUGGAAAUGAGUGUUGUUGGGUUUGAUGUUGGAAAUGAGAAUUGCGUCAUAGCAGUCGUGAGGCAACGUGGAAUUGAUGUGAUAUUAAAUGAUGAGUCAAAACGAGAGACUCCUUCUGUGGUGUCGUUUGGUGAGAAACAGCGGUUUUUGGGCUCUGCCGGGGCUGCAUCUGCUACAAUGAACCCCAAAUCUACAAUCUCCCAGUUUAAGAGGUUAAUAGGCAAGAAAUAUAGAGAGCCUACAGUACAAAAUGAUCUGAAAUUGUUUCCCUUUGAGACAUCUGAAGGGCAUGAUGGGGGUAUCUUGAUUCAUCUACAGUAUCUCCAUGAGAAACGCACUUUUAGCCCUAUUCAAGUCCUUGCAAUGUUAUUCGCACAUUUAAGACAAAUUGCUGAGAAAAAUAUGGAAACAGAUGUUUCUGAUUGUGUCAUUGGGGUGCCUUCUUACUUCACGGACUUGCAGAGACGAUGCUAUUUGCAGGCUGCAAAGAUCGGUGGUUUAAACCCACUCCGGUUGAUACAUGAUUGCACUGCUACAGCUCUAGGUUAUGGAAUUUACAAAACAGACCUUUUAGCUGGCAGUCCUACUAAUGUUGUGUUUGUUGAUAUUGGCCAUUGCGAUACUCAAGUCGCUGUGGCUUCUUUUGAUCAAGGACAUAUGAAGAUACUUUCUCAUGCUUUUGAUAUUGAGCUUGGCGGAAGGGAUUUUGAUGAGGUUCUAUUCAGACAUUUUGCCAGAAACUUCAAGGAACAAUACAAUAUCGAUGUCUACUCAAAUGCUCGUGCUUCUGUUAGGCUGAGGUCAGCAUGCGAGAAAUUGAAGAAAGUUUUGAGUGCAAAUGCAGAGGCACAACUCAAUAUUGAAUGCUUGAUGGAUGAGAAAGAUGUGACGGGUUACAUCCGGAGAGAGGAAUUUGAGAAGCUAUCAUCACAAUUGCUGGAGAGGAUUUCCAUUCCUUGUCAACAGGCUUUAAUGGACUCUGGGUUGCAUUUUGAUAAUAUUCACAAUAUUGAACUUGUGGGGUCAGGGUCUCGAAUACCAGCUAUUGCUAGAGCUUUAAGUUACUUCUUCAGGAAAGAACUUAGUCGCACUUUGAAUGCUAGUGAGUGUGUUGCACGUGGGUGUGCUCUUCAGUCUGCAAUGCUUAGCCCAAUAUUUCGUGUUAGGGAUUAUGAGGUGUGUCUCUUGACCUACACUACCUAAUUAGUCAGUGCCUCUCCUGGUUGUAUGAGUUGGGUCUGUUUGGAUGGAGUGGUUUGGUGGGGCAGGCUUUGACGAGCUAGGUCUAUGCAUAUAAAUUUCAGUUAAAUUUAAAGGUACAGGAUCGUCAUCCCUUUUCCAUAGGGUUUUCAUCAGAUGGAGUUCAGAUGGGCUUACCAUCAAUGGGUACAUUGUUUCCCAAAGGCCAUCUUUUUCCAAGUGUGAAAAUGCUUACGUUGUAUCGGGAAAAAUCAUUCCACGUGGAAGCCUUUUAUGCAAACCAAAAUGAGCUCCCCCCUGGUGUACCUACUAAAAUAUGCUCUUUUGCGAUUGGUCCUUUCCAAGUUUCUCAUUCAGAAAAAGCAAAGGUUAAAGUCAGAGUUCAGCUGAAUGUACAUGGGCUGGUUAAAAUUGAUUCAGCAUCACUCGUGGAGGAUCAGGUGACUGAAUUAGCCCCAGAUGAUGCUUUUUCAGACAACAGUGAGGGUGAUGAAACAAAAAAAGUCAAGUCUAUCAAGAGGCAAGAUAUACCCGUUACAGAACAUGUAGAUGGUGCAAUGACCCCAGCUGAGCUUUCCAGAGCUCAAGAUGAAGAAUUUCAAUUAGCAGAGCAUGACAAGAAGGUGGAGCGGACUAAAGAUAAGAAAAACACUUUGGAGGCUUAUGUCUAUGAGACCCGUACUAAGCUUCUGAAUACAUAUAGGAGCUUUGCCACUGAUUCAGAAAGAGAGGAUAUAUGUAGUAAUUUGCAGCAGACUGAAGAAUGGCUCUAUGAGGACGGAGAUGACGAGUCUGAACAAAUCUAUUCUCAGAAGCUACAGAGUCUUAAAAAGAUCAUAGACCCAGUUGAGCGCAGAUACAUGGAUGAAGAGGCACGGGCACAGGAAACACGAAAUCUACUGAAUUGCAUAGUGGAUUAUCGAACUGCUGCAGAGUCUCUACCACCCAAUGAGAAAAAUGCCGUCUUCAGCGAGUGCAGUAAAGCAGAGCAGUGGCUUAGAGAUAAAUCCCAACAACAGGAUGCAUUGCCCAAAAAUGCUAAUCCAGUACUUUGGGCAAGCGAAAUCAAGAGAAGGGCCGAUGUUCUCAAUGCGAUGUGCAAGCAUAUGAUGAGAUCCAAAUCAUCACCAUCAUAUGGUGACACAGACAGAGAUUCACGCUGAACAAGUAAAAGGGAUGGAUGAUAUGGACAAAGAUUGAUUGAUGUGGGUUCUAUAUGCAAAGUUUCCCCACGUGAAAGAGUGGGUUGGAACCUAGCCAUCACAAUGACUGUUCGUCCACUUUCUGGUUGUUUUGACUCUCCUUCAAGUGGACUCUCUACCGGAUGUCAUUUGUGCAAGAAUCUUGGGCUUUUUGCAUACAAUUUGCCCUCAUGCUCUUGAGAUUUUUUUGUCAAAAUUUUAUUAUUCACACGGCUUCAGCCUUCAGUGUUCCAGAUGUUCAUCAAUCUUUGAUUGAAAAAACAUACAUCUGUUUUACAUGCAUCAGUUACAUGUGAUUUGUGUCAAUUUUGUACAUCACAUUUUGGUUAUGUUAUAUACUUCCAGGGAUUGCCUUUUAUUUUUUUUCGUCUUCAUGUGUUUGCUUUGACCAUGGAAAAU